AUGAGUUCACUUCUAAUGUUUAGCGGCCAAACGUUCUACAUCUUUCCGACGGAGCGGGACGUCGAGGUGAUGGACCUAAUACAACUGAUCACUGACCAUGGAGGGGUAGUGUUUGAUUAUCAUAGGAAAGGCUAUUAUAAGAACGAUCCUGCACUCAAGCAGGGUCAUGGCAUUGUGCUGGUCGACCCAUCCCAACCCUAUGCACCCGAGCUAUUCCAGAGAAGAGUUCGGGUGAACGAGGCCCAAAACACCAGACUGGAAUAUGUCAACUGGGGUUAUAUCCGAUUCAGCCUUGAUACUAACGAGGUAUUGAGUGUGGAUGAAGCAAUGGACUCUCUCGUCUUCAAUCGGACGGCGGAGAGCAACGGCGGAUGGAGGAUCCACCUCUCACCAAAACUUGGAUUCAGCGAGCAGCGCUUCGAAAAGAUCAAGGAGCAGAUUACGCUUCGAGGUGGCCAGAUCGUCGAAGACAAGGAAGAGGCGGAUAUAAUCAUUCUCCCCGACGAUCCUGACAUUCUUGAAGAAGGUCGAACCAACUAUCGAGGGAAUCCAGAAACGCGUGUAGAAAGCUAUAGAUGGUUGGUUGAGACAAUCAAGAGACAGUACAUCAAAUUCACCCCACCGGAGAUUAAAUUUAUGCCUGGUACUCCCGUAUUGAAACGGACUCCGUUUACUGAACAAGAGAGGGAGCAUCUUGUGAGGUAUAUGGGUGCGCACUGUCAUCCAUCUGGGAGCGGAAGAAUGGGGCAUAACCUGUACAUCAAAAUGUGUGAGGAAAAAGAAUGGGCCAAAGCGCACCCAUGGCGAUCUUGGCGGGAGCAGUAUAAGAAGAACUCGAAAAAGUUUGACGAGGACAUAUACAAAUGGCAAAAAGCUCAUCCUGCCAAGUUUGCGGAUGGACAUGGCAGAGAUACGCGGCGCAAUCCGCCAGGGAGACGACGAAUCCAGGCCAAGAGGCUUGUUAGAAAGGCGGAUAUAGGACGAAGGAGACGCUUCGAGGACGAGCAACGAACGAGACCAACGUUCCCGCCAUCUCGCAAGCGAAGGCAACCCGACAUUUCAUCCGAAGAUGAGCAACCACCUGCUUCGGCAGAUGAGGAAGAACUACAAGACUAUGGAAUUGGAGGAGACGAGGUUGGAAUGGAUACCGGAGAGCAAUUCGAUGAAGUGCUCGAUGCUAUGCCAAAGUCGACACCCCCACGAGUCGAAGCAGUCCCGCCCAGCAAACGCAUGAAGUACAGCACUGGAGAUGACGUUUCAAGGACACUCGUUGGCCGACCGUCUUCAGCUGUACCCAGCUUUUCACGCAAUCAGCGAAGCACUCCUCAACCACAGAGCUCUCGCGCCGGCCCAGCGGCUUCAACUGCAAAGAGCGAGCAGUACUAUGGCAUAGUGAGCGACCUCGAUGAACCAGACGAAGAGGACGAAGAUUGGGAAGAGAAAUUGGUUCGUGAAGCGAAGAGCUCCACAGACGAUCACUAUAGCGGGAGCAGCAGACCUGCUGGUUUGCCACCAAACCUGGACCAGCAGAGUGUGAGAAAAAGCCUAGCGAAGAAAAGUCGUGGAUCACUCAAGGCAUAUCCUACCACACACCAAGACGAAGAAGAAGAAGCGAGAGAGGAAGCAACGAUCCCCGCUCGUACUUUCAAGCGUGUGAACAGGUUAAAAGCCGAAAGCUCGCCGACUUUCAAGCUCUCAAAAGCCGGGCAAAAGUAUUCAAGCAACUUACUCAAACGGCGGGGUGGAGAUUCCUGA
Serendipita indica DSM 11827 is the source of this 1755-nucleotide messenger RNA. NCBI's taxonomy places the organism in Eukaryota, Fungi, Basidiomycota, Agaricomycetes, Sebacinales, Serendipitaceae. The record is from the annotation of a GenBank genome assembly.